This is a messenger RNA of Colletotrichum destructivum, 276 nucleotides long. RefSeq lists its product as uncharacterized. The transcript has a single exon. NCBI's taxonomy places the organism in Eukaryota, Fungi, Ascomycota, Sordariomycetes, Glomerellales, Glomerellaceae. Bases 1 to 276 code for a protein of 91 amino acids. The record is from RefSeq and is a predicted model, not a curated record.
AUGUGUACGGCUGUCAACUUCGCAAACCGGAUGCUGUACGGCGUAUUUGUUCGAUUGAUUCUCUCUUUCAAGAUCACAGAGAGCGAGGAAAUGCCCCCGAAUGUCCAUUAUAUCGACUACAAGGAGGACUCAACUGCAUCAAAUUCCCUCCCCUCGUUAUUCAAACUGAGAUUCACUCCCAGAGACCCGGAGAUGCUUGAAGGCUGCCUCAAGAACGCGCAUGAGAACCUGACGGAUUUUGUUACCGGAGACAACGCAGAGCCCCUCUUCUUCUAA